UCAAAUCUCAGUUCUCUGGAUCUCAGCCUCCUGAUUACUGUGAAAGACUGAGGCUUGCUGGAGGCGCUCAGAGCUCAGCCCUGGCCCCCCGCCCCCCAGACCUUCAUGCAGGUGCCUCAGGAUGGAGAAGAAGACCUCGCCUGCCAGCCCUGGUACCAUGGCCCCCUCUCCCGCCAGAAGGCUGAAGCUCUUCUUCUGGAGGAUGGAGAUUUCCUAGUUCGAGCCUCAAGGUCCCGUGCGGGCCACCCUGUGAUUUCAUGCCGUUGGCAGGGGUCUGCUCUUCAUUUCGAAGUGCUCCGCGUGGCCCUGCGCCCCCGGCCAGGUCGGCCCGCUGCUCUCUUUCAGCUGGAAGAUGAGAGAUUUUCCUCCGUGUCUGCCCUGGUGUACAGCUACAUGGCCAGUGGGCGUCCAUUGUCCCAAGCCACAGGAGCCGUGGCCUCUAGGCCUGUGGCCCAGCCCAGCUGUCUGCGUCGCAGCUUUAGCGAGGAUGCCCUUGUGGACAGCACAGGUGGAAUCAAGCAUCUCAGGACCAGGAAACGGAGCACCAGCCAGCCCACAGACUUGGAGCAUUCAGGACGGUCAAAAGACCUUUCAGAGGGACCAGGAGCCUCUACAGUGCCCGGAUCUGCCCUGCUCCGGAUAGGCAGUGACUCAGUGUUGCUGAAGACUCCAGCUCCCCUGGGAAAAAUGGCUGACAUUCUCAGGGGCUCAGAUGGGCAGCUUCAUGCCAAGGCACCAACCAAGCCCCUGCGGGCACCCUCCCUGGUGCUUGGUGAGGCCUCUGGACCCCCUCCAACAUACUGUGAGCUGGUACCCCGAGUACCCCGUGCCCAAGGAGCAUCCCCUGUCCACAGCUGCCCAGAGCCAGAGGCCCGUUGGUGGGAGGCAGAGGAGGAGGAGGAGAAAGAGGAGGACAGAUGCUUCGUAAGGCCAAAGGCUGAGGUCUCUUUCUGCCCCCCUGACCACCCCUCCUGCCUGCUGGGCUGCCAGAAUCGGCCCCUGGACCCCCAAAUUCUGCACAAGCUCCGUGGUUUGUUCCUGGAGCACCAUCCUGGGGGCACCGCCCUGCACCUGCUAUUGGUGGACUGUCAGGCUGCAGGCCUCCUGGGAGUGACCAGGGAACAGCGAAGUGCCAUGGGGGUGGCCUCGGGCCUGGAGCUGCUCAUACUUCCCCAUGGACAUCGCCUGAGAUUGGAAUUGCUAGAGAGGCUGGAGGCGCUGGCGCUGGCCGGGGCGCUGGCGGUGCUGGGCUGCUCAGGGCCCCUGGAGGAGCGCGCGGCCGCCCUGCGGGGCCUGGUGGAGCUGGCGCUGGCGCUGCGGCCUGGGGCGGUGGGGGACCUGCUGGGGCUGGCGGCGGUCAUGGGCGCCCUGCUCAUGCCCCAGGUGUCCCGGCUGGAGCGCACGUGGCGCCAGCUGCGUCGGAGCCACACGGAGGCUGCGCUGGCCUUCGAGCAGGAACUGAAGCCACUGAUGCGUGCUCUGGAUGAAGGCUCCGGUGAGGGACCGUCCCUGGCUUCACAUCCACUGGAGCCCCACCUGAAUCUCUAUCCAGGCCUAGGCCACGCCCCGAUCCUAAGCCCCUCCCCGCCUCGGGCCACGCCCAGAUCCCAAGGCCCUCCCCAUCGCAGCCCGCCUGACCUGUCUCCAGGAUUCCAGCCUCACCCGGAACUGAGGGAGGCCCUGACCACUGGCUUCCUGCGCCGGUUGCUCUGGGGUAGUCGGGGCGCCCAGGCACCCAGAGCCCAACGCGUGGAGAAGUUCCAACGUGUCCUCAGCGUCUUGUCCCAACGCCUGGAGCCCGACAGCCCCUCUUUACCCUAGGAACAGCCACACUGCCGGGGAAUUCCCCCCCCCCCAAAAAAAAAGUGGGUAAGAAAUUGCCUCUUAAAAUAUGCAGGUGUCCUGGAGCCAUCUCCAUGCCAUACCCCUCGGCCGGGACACUUGGCAAACCUGAAGUCUGCAGAUGUGGUAUCAGAGUUCAAAUUUCCUUCUGUGUUUGAAAAGCUGUGUGGCCUCCCAGCAGAUCACUUGACCUCUCUGUGCCAGCCUGCCUUAUACCUUAAAAGCGCUUUCUAGGGAUUGUGGCUGGAAUGAAAGCUCCAUGCUUAUUAAAUGCAUGCUGGGCAUUCAGUAGGUGCUCAAUAAACACAACCUGU
Dipodomys ordii (Ord's kangaroo rat) is the source of this 2156-nucleotide messenger RNA. It is a transcript of the gene Sh2d3a, whose product is annotated as SH2 domain containing 3A. The coding region runs from base 106 to 1821 and encodes 571 amino acids. Lineage: Eukaryota; Metazoa; Chordata; Mammalia; Rodentia; Heteromyidae. Gene Ontology annotation, molecular function: guanyl-nucleotide exchange factor activity. Gene Ontology annotation, biological process: small GTPase-mediated signal transduction; positive regulation of peptidyl-serine phosphorylation. The record is from RefSeq and is a predicted model, not a curated record. The transcript is spliced from 9 exons.